Salvelinus sp. IW2-2015 is the source of this 1895-nucleotide messenger RNA. Its product is annotated as peroxisomal ATPase PEX6-like. NCBI's taxonomy places the organism in Eukaryota, Metazoa, Chordata, Actinopteri, Salmoniformes, Salmonidae. The record is from RefSeq and is a predicted model, not a curated record.
GCGACGUGUCCGUUCUGGUCAGCAUGUAAUGCUUUGGCAAAAAUAACUGACUCCGCGAUUUGUCUCUAAUUUUGCACACUACGCGGAUAGUCUUGGCGGGGGAAGCUCUUUACUUGACAAUAGGCAAGUAUUGUACUCGAAUUUCUAAGCUUUUUUUGCAAGCGCUGGAGUGUAGGCGGGAUGUCAGAAUCGUGGAUAUUCCUCGCUUGUACUGUCAAGGGAGAAUUGUACUAGAGGAGAAGCGCGAGGCUAAAAUUGAUAUCGACAGUGCUGUUUUCGUAAGCAAACAGUUGCUGCUCAAACUCGGGUUAGUGUCUAAUUUGAACUGCUCACCAGAAAAGACAAAGGCGAAUACCUGCGAAGUCUCGGGAAAGCCGAUGAUAACGAGCAUGCCAAAGAGCCAUCCAAGGGCGCCGAAAGGGUCCACCUCGGUUCGGUUGUUGUGGCAGAUUUCAGCAAGUGUGCCGAGUUGAAUCUUCAAGACAACAGUGGCUUCAUAUCGCCGACUCAUUGGUUCAACUUGUCAAAUGGAGAGCCAGUGCCAGUCAGUAGCAGAGCUGUGAAGAUAAAGGUGAGUAAAUAUUUGUUCCUACAUUUUAGUAAAGUGUUGUGCGACUUCCUCCAUGUCCAUUUGUAUGCAGGUUGUAAUUUUAACUCUAAACUAUUUUCUUCUUAGUUUAUAUUCAAAUCAAUUUGAAUAGUUUCAAGGGAAAGUUUAAUAUGAAAGGGAUGUGCAUGCCCUUAUACGCCCAUUUUCAAAUCCUGGAACAUCCAAGCAACUGACAAUUUGGGACACAGAUCCGUCGACACAGUAAUGAUCAUUAUGCUGAGUUCUUUGCUGCAUUUCUUUUGAAUUCUCUCAGAGAUGGAACCGGGUCCUUUCUCAGUCAGGUCCUCAGCUUUCUGAGAGUCUCUCUCGAUCAGCAUCACCGCUAUUAGCCAAAGAACUCCACAUUGAUGCUGUCAUCUCCCCAGAAUACAGUUCUCAUGGUCCCUUUGACAGUAUCCUCUGUGAGCACUUUACCAUACCAAGACUUGUGCGGCUGGGGGAGUGUUUUGGACGUCCCAUCUGAAGGGCAUUCUGAAGUCUUGGAGAGCAACUCUGAGGGAAUCACAAGGUGGCCGGUUGUGUAUUUCAAAGUGAAAAAGGUUUGUGGCUCUACAGAGGAGGAGGAAGACCAAGGUCCUUACCUGGCAAACACUGUCCACACAUCUCUAUACAUGGGCGGCUCCACCAAUAGCCUGGCUCCCUGUUCUCUUGUUGGCGAGGAGCCUUCCCUCUGGACUAGCCUGUCUCCCCCUGGGCUCUCCAGCACCGUAGACCAAUUCUCCACUAUCAUCCAGCCCCACAUGAAUGAAAGGUUUGACAAAUUGGUGUAUGUUGGGAUCAAUGAAGACAGAGUCUCAGCUGCAAGUUCUGAAGGCCAUAGUCAGAAAGUUCAAGGUGGACCCCAGCGUCAGUCUCCAGGAUGUAGUGGAACAUUGCCCUGUAUGCUCCUCUGCUCCAGCGCCAUGAUGUCUGCCGUUAAGAGGAAGAUUGCAUGUGUCACUGACGGUCUGGACACAGAGGAUACUCCUCUUAUGCUCUCUGCCGACGACUUCAACCAAGCAUUGGAUUGUCUCAAACUGUCCGUCUCUGAACAAGAGCUGCUCAAAUAUAAACUCAUUCAGCAGAAACUCACUGCAAAAUAACCAAGCCACCCAAGCCUAGUGCCGCCCAGUUAUGGAGCUAAGCUAUUCUCUUCUGCAUGCACUACGUUACCCCAAAUCCUCUUCCACAAGCGUGUAUUCCUCAAGAGUGUUGGCUCUGCAAAAAACUGUGGUUGUGAGAUUCUCUUCCUUUUCUCUGCACUAAUGAGUGAAUGAGCCGUGUCAUUUAGUCCAAGGGACCAAAC